Molecule: messenger RNA, 1335 nt
Organism: Alligator mississippiensis (American alligator)
Lineage: Eukaryota; Metazoa; Chordata; Crocodylia; Alligatoridae
Gene: CDK7
Product: cyclin dependent kinase 7
Exons: 12
Coding region: 76-1107 (343 amino acids)
Biological process (GO): protein phosphorylation; positive regulation of transcription by RNA polymerase II
Cellular component (GO): nucleus; transcription factor TFIIH holo complex; cytoplasm
Molecular function (GO): RNA polymerase II CTD heptapeptide repeat kinase activity; cyclin-dependent protein serine/threonine kinase activity; ATP binding
Source: RefSeq, a predicted model, not a curated record
UGCGAGCGGAAGUGACGCGCCGCGCCGGCUGCGACGGUUUAAAUCCCCCUCCGCGCGCGGCCCCGCUCCGAGGCGAUGGAUGCGCGGGCGCGCGCCAAGCGCUAUGAGAAACUCGACUUUCUCGGGGAGGGGCAGUUCGCUACCGUGUACAAGGCGCGGGACAAGAGCAGCGGCCGGAUCGUGGCCAUCAAGAAGAUUAAGCUUGGACAUAGAUCAGAAGCUAAAGAUGGAAUCAACAGAACAGCCCUCAGGGAAAUAAAACUGUUACAGGAGUUAAGCCAUCCAAAUAUUAUUGGUCUUCUUGAUGCAUUUGGACACAAAUCCAAUAUUAGUUUGGUGUUUGAUUUCAUGGAAACAGAUUUAGAGGUUAUAAUUAAGGAUACUAGUAUUGUGCUGACUCCAUCUCACAUCAAAGCAUACAUGCUGAUGACACUUCAGGGCUUAGAAUACUUGCAUCAACACUGGAUUCUACACAGGGAUCUCAAACCAAACAACUUGUUACUAGAUGAAAAUGGGGUUCUCAAGCUGGCUGAUUUUGGCUUGGCAAAAUCUUUUGGAAGCCCCAACAGAGUCUACACACAUCAGGUAGUAACAAGAUGGUAUCGAGCACCGGAGCUGCUGUUUGGUGCUCGAAUGUAUGGCGUAGGUGUUGAUAUGUGGGCUGUUGGCUGUAUUUUGGCAGAAUUGCUCCUAAGGGUCCCAUUUUUGCCAGGAGACUCUGAUCUUGAUCAGCUGACGAGAAUAUUUGAAACAUUGGGCACUCCAUCAGAAGAGCAGUGGCCUGGUAUGACAAGCCUUCCAGAUUAUGUAACAUUUAAGAGUUUCCCUGGAACACCGCUUCAGCAUAUCUUCAGUGCAGCUGGUGAUGACUUGCUAGAUCUUCUACAAGGUUUAUUCACAUUUAAUCCUUGUAUUAGGGUCACAGCUACUCAGGCAUUGAAACAGAAGUAUUUUAGUAACCGACCAGGACCAACUCCAGGAAGUCAGUUGCCAAGACCUAACUGUCCUGCAGAAGCCUUAAAGGAGCAACAGAAUCCACUUGUAAAUUUAAAAAGGAAGCGAACAGAUGGAAUAGAUCAAGGAUUACCAAAAAAGUUGAUUUUUUGAUUGCCAUGGAUGGUGAUUGAAUGAUGCUGAAAACUGACGGUGAAAUAGCCUGAGACCAAAACAGUGGGAAAAUGCUGUGAGGAUAAUGGACGUUUUUUGUUGAAAAAUGAAUUUGUAAUAUAUUUAUAUGUGUAAAAUACAAUACUUAAUAUGUCAGUGUUAAAAGUGUGAUGUUUUAUUAAGUCUAGACCUUUUUGAAUAAAAAGUGUCUUUUAUUUUUAACAAAAA